This is a messenger RNA of Cynara cardunculus var. scolymus (artichoke), 1349 nucleotides long. Its product is annotated as 1-aminocyclopropane-1-carboxylate oxidase 5-like. Bases 92 to 1213 code for a protein of 373 amino acids. The record is from RefSeq and is a predicted model, not a curated record. The transcript is spliced from 3 exons. Lineage: Eukaryota; Viridiplantae; Streptophyta; Magnoliopsida; Asterales; Asteraceae.
GAUCUGAAAACAGAAUUAACAGCUGUUUUUUGAUCGGUUUCAUCACAGAUCCGGUGCCGGUUGGAUUCCAGACGUUUUUCCGGUCAUAUUCAUGGCUAACUCACCGGAAUCAUCGCACAAUAUACCGUUAGAUUUCCGUGCACCACCACCAUCUCCGGUUGCUUCCGGCCGUAGAUCCUCCGUCGCGAAUGAUGAGAUCCUCACUGAGUUUCUCCACCGCUCACUCCGUGUCCCUGAUCUUGUGUUGCCAGAUCGGGUGUUUCCUCGUCAAAAUUCGAAGAUCCAAAACCUUCCGAAGCUCGAUUUCGAAGUGCUGAAAUUUUCUGGUUUAUCAGAAGGUCAAAAUUUUGCUGAAAUUAUUGAAGUGAUUGCACAAACAGGUUGUUUUGAGCUCGUCAACCAUGGAAUCUCCGACCAACUUUUAUCUUCUGUUUCCAAUUCUGGAGCCGGAGUAUUCCAAUUGCCGCCGGAGAAGAAAUCCGUUGUAUUAAGGUCUGCCGAGAGGUUAUACGGUUUUGUUGAGUUCCAUGGAGACGAGAAGGAACCGAGUGAAGAAUUCGUUUGGUGUAGAGACGAUUCACUGAAAUCGGAGAUGGAGGAGGUUUGGCCUAUUCAAUAUUCAAAUUUCAGUGAAAAAAUGGAAAACCUCAUGUCUCAGAUCGAAAACAUAUCCGAAACCCUACUGAAACUGUUCCUUGAUGCUGCUACUCCAAAAUCCAGAUUCGAUGAUGAUGAAACAAGAGAGAAAGAAAUCGCCGGAUCUAUAUGUUAUCUCUACAAACAUUGCCAGAAUACCGAUUCCAAAUCAAACGAUGAUCAGUAUAUGAACUCGUUAAGAUAUGAUGUGAUUCGAAUGCUGAUUAGAGGAUCUGAACACCCUCACACACUCUGCUUUCAUGUUUGCAAUGGAUCUUCAGAGUUUCAUGUUUAUUCCAAGAAAGGAUGGGUUUCGUUUUCUCCUGAUAACAAUGCUUUGGUCAUCACCAUUGGCGAUCUAUUGCAGACAUGGAGUGAAGGAAAAUACAAGCAUGUGAUAGGGAGACCAAUCUUCAAAGGGGAAUUUGAAGAUUGUAUAUCAAUGGCUUUUCUCUAUACACCUCCCAAUCCCAUACCCAAAUCCCAACUAGAAAACACCAUUUCACUUGGUAAGCAACUUUUGUUCCUUUUGAUUUUAACCCUUCUUUGCAAUCUUUUCUUUUACAUUUUUACGUAACGAUUCUUUUCCCUUCGUUCUUCGAGAUUUGAGGGAAUUCUUUGAUCGAUCUCUUUUGUCUUGCAUUACAGAAAAGCGAGUGAGUUGUUUGGUUAUGCAUUUUUUUUCCCAAUAUAUGGAACAUGUUUUGUUUGAA